Rodentolepis nana is the source of this 1536-nucleotide messenger RNA. The record is from the annotation of a GenBank genome assembly. Lineage: Eukaryota; Metazoa; Platyhelminthes; Cestoda; Cyclophyllidea; Hymenolepididae.
AUGACUAAAAAUCGUGUUCAAGGAGACAGGAUAAGUAUGAACCCCAGCGCAUUGCAGUACACCUAUAUGAAUAAUCAGGAUUUGCAUGCUCCUACUAAUGGAUAUUUCUCCCCUCAACCAACUCAUACUCCACCACUUAAUGAAUGUAAUCCGGAUAUUAGUGGACACUACAUGAAUGGAGCUAAUCCCCUAUCUGUUUCCAAUGAUGAUUAUUUCGUAGGCCCCUAUGGUGGACAUCCUGAAGCGCAUAUGAAUGUGGAGAAUUAUCCCAGUUACACUGCUUCUACACCGUUUGAUGGUACUACCACUGCUUCUUUCCAUGGAUCGUACAAUCAACUUUACUAUCCUCAUACUGCAAAUAAUAAUAAUACCAAUUAUUCCAAUGACUUCUCAACUCAUGGUGUUCCUCCUGAUGCUCAUAAUUCGGUUCUACCUACUCGCCAAGAGGAAUUAAUUGUUCAACCCACGUAUAUUCAUGGACAUCGUGGAUUACUUCAAGAUUCCAUCUCUCCUGGACUUCAAAAUACGAACCCUUCUAUCAGCCCAAAUGGUGGAAAUAUUGAGAGAAAUUCAACUGCAGGUACCAGUGAGAGUGGUCAAGGCAACCGUGGCUUAGGCAAUCGACGUAGGCCUAGAAGACCUCGUACUAUCUAUACCCCCAGCCAAUUGGAAAGUCUUAAUGCGAGCUUCAGACAAAAUGCUUACCUCAAUCUUUCCGCCCGUGCCGAACUGGCUAGCCGUCUUGGUCUAACUCAAACUCAAGUUAAAAUUUGGUUCCAAAACCAUCGCUCGAAAUUGAAAAAAAUGCAACGACUCAUGCAAGCCAGGUCUGAAGGAACCAGCACGCCAAAUUUCGAUGAGCCAAGGAUUUCAGACGGCGAUGAUGAGUUAAACUCUCGACCAAGUACAUCCCAUGCAAACAGUACGGAGUCUGUAAAUAGUGGAUAUAAUCGACCCCACCAGCUCCACAAGCGCAAAAACACCUGGAACAAUUCAGGACAGAGAAGUCCAGAAAUUUCCCCCAGAACCGCAAUGCAAGGGUAUAAUGUCCCCUACACAACGGCUUCACCAAAUGAAAAUCUACCCGGGGCUGCUAUUAAUCCCCAUCCCCACCAAACUGUGACUUACUAUACGUCUCCUGGAAUGAAUAAUUACAUGACAGCCUUCCAACGGGGUAACUUUGAAUGGCAGGCUGGGGCUUCAUCGAUGGGGGCAUCGAAUGCUGAAGCGAACCCCGCUUGGAAUGUCACGAAUACUGGAGCUUUCCCCCGAGGAGUCGAAUCUCAUUUAGCUACUGUCACAGCAACUGCAUAUGAGUGUACUCCACACUCGACAUCCCCACCUCAGAUGGUAUAUACGACUACUCAACCAUCUAUUAUGCAUCCUCAGUGGAGUGCUGCCAGGAAUACAACUGAAGAUCCACAGUAUCAAGCUCCGAUAUCCACUGAUACUUCAACGACCUACCUCUAUCCCCAGUCCCAAUUAGAAAACUCUGUAUGGCAGAGUCAAAAUGAAAUUCCAGAGGCGGAAUUUUAA